CAAGCUUUGAAUUUUGAGUAGGGUGAAACCGCCAGCGACCAUGACAGCCACUCGGGAAGCGCCGGCUCCCACAGUCGACCCCCUUAACCCUAAGAUCUUGCGCUGGCCCGACAUCGGGCUCACGCUGAUUCUCGACUUCAUCAGCGAAGCCGAAGAAGCGGCCAUGAUCGAGGCCUUCUACGCCCGCGACCCGCUCACAAACACUAGCGACCAACGCAAUGGCCGGCGGCGCAUCAGCCAGCACUACGGUUACCACUUCGACUACACGACCUUUGGCGCCUCCGAGACGCACUUUACCCCGGUGCCCUCUUACAUCGAGGCCAUCCUGCCGCGCCUGCCCGUGCACGACUGCCUGCCGGACCAGUUCACCGUCCAGUACUACCCCCCCGGCAGCGGCAUCCCGCCGCACGUCGACACGCACUCGCUCUUUGCCGAGCCGCUGUACAGCCUGUCGUUCGGCAGCGCCGUGCCGAUGCAGUUCCGCCCGGUGGGGCCGAACGACGCGCGCAAGAUGCGCCUGCCGAAGCGGUCACUCCAGACCGCCCAAGCGCAGGAGGAGGAGGAGGAGGAGGAAAAGGCUCACAACAGUCGGGAGAGAACAGCGAUAACAACAACAACAACCACCGCCACCACUACCAUCACCACCAUCACAACCGCAACCACCGCCCCGGCGCAAAAAAGGGACAGCGACGACGACGACAAGGGCGAGGAACAGCAGGCAGCAUGGGACCUGCUGCUGCCGCCGCGCUCGCUGCUGCUGAUGACGGGCGCGUCGCGGUACGGGUACACGCACGCGAUCCGGCCGCGCAAGACCGACGUGGCCGCCGACGGCACGACCGUCGUGCCGCGCCGCGACCGCUACUCGGUCACCAUGCGCAAGGUGCGGCGCGGCGCCGAGGUCGGCUGCGCGUGCGCGUACCCGGGCGUGUGCGAUGCCCGGAUCCGGGCUGAGCGGGAGGCGGCGGAAAGAGAAGAAAAGGAAUUGGCAGAGAGUAAAUAGGUAAAAUAGACCACAGCUGUGUGACAUCAACCGGGUGCCCUACGUAUGUAGGUAGGGAGUACAACUAAAGAUAAUGCUUAUCCUAGUGUACUUCGACACUGUCAGCUGAAUUAGUCCCAACGCAAAUACCUAGGUAGUCUCUUUUCCUCAAUUAGGACUUCCCGC
Molecule: messenger RNA, 1165 nt
Organism: Thermothielavioides terrestris NRRL 8126
Lineage: Eukaryota; Fungi; Ascomycota; Sordariomycetes; Sordariales; Chaetomiaceae
Exons: 1
Coding region: 41-1000 (319 amino acids)
Biological process (GO): oxidative demethylation
Molecular function (GO): demethylase activity; oxidoreductase activity
Source: RefSeq, a predicted model, not a curated record